Messenger RNA from Octodon degus (degu), 959 nucleotides. It is a transcript of the gene Pcbd1, whose product is annotated as pterin-4 alpha-carbinolamine dehydratase 1. Gene Ontology annotation, biological process: tetrahydrobiopterin biosynthetic process. Lineage: Eukaryota; Metazoa; Chordata; Mammalia; Rodentia; Octodontidae. The transcript is spliced from 4 exons. Gene Ontology annotation, molecular function: 4-alpha-hydroxytetrahydrobiopterin dehydratase activity. The record is from RefSeq and is a predicted model, not a curated record. Bases 337 to 504 code for a protein of 55 amino acids.
GAUUGGUUUUAAAUUCAGCACCCUGUCCCACUGUCCUGAGGUGCUUCUGUCAUUGAAGCCCAGGGGUCUGUCCCUUCACCUGGACUCCCCCAGAGGACAGGACUGACCCUUGCUUCCUUGACUGCUCUGAGGGUCUGCACACAGCUAGAACUUUGCUACUUUCAGCUGCCUUGAGAGCACCUGGCACUGCAGGCUGGCAAAGCCCACAGGCUGAGCGCUGAGGAGAGGGACCAACUGCUGCCCAACCUGAGGGCUGUGGGGUGGAACGAGCUGGAAGGCCGCGAUGCCAUCUUCAAGCAGUUCCACUUCAAAGAUUUCAACAGGGCUUUCGGCUUCAUGACCAGAGUGGCCCUGCAGGCUGAGAAGCUGGACCACCACCCCGAAUGGUUUAACGUAUACAACAAGGUGCACAUCACCCUGAGCACCCAUGAAUGUGCAGGGCUUUCAGAACGGGACAUAAACCUGGCCAGCUUCAUCGAACAAGUGGCAGUGUCCAUGACAUAGAUGCCACCCUGCCUUGCAUUCCCAGGGUGGGGGUGGCUGAACUGGACACAGGGAGGAAACUGAGAACCGCCCUCUGCCCCCCGCACUGCAGUCAGACCUGCCGUCGUGACCCUGCUGCCUCCACUUAGGGGCGCAUCUUUGCUGUAGAAAGAUGCCAGCGUCGCUGCCAACACCAGGAAUCGAGCCCUUCCCCCAGCCACUCUCUUCAUUCUUGGAGCUCUGUUAUUUUCACCGCCUUGAAUAAGCUCUCCCUUCUGUGCAACUGCUGGGCAGCCUUAAUGGUAUUCUUUGUAAUGAUGUCCUUUCUGUGCCAGGUCUUGCACCCUUUCUAAUUCAUUUACCAAGCAGCUGUGAAGGGUAAAAUAAAGUCCUUAGAACCCAGGACCCUAAAGCAAAUCCCAUCUCUCAAAUGUGUGCUUUGAUGUUGCCAAUAAAACUUAUACCGCUGGCCUCAA